This is a messenger RNA of Tilletiaria anomala UBC 951, 1893 nucleotides long. Its product is annotated as MFS general substrate transporter. Bases 1 to 1893 code for a protein of 630 amino acids. The transcript has 3 exons. Gene Ontology annotation, biological process: transmembrane transport. NCBI's taxonomy places the organism in Eukaryota, Fungi, Basidiomycota, Exobasidiomycetes, Georgefischeriales, Tilletiariaceae. The record is from RefSeq and is a predicted model, not a curated record. Gene Ontology annotation, molecular function: transmembrane transporter activity.
AUGGAAAAAGCAAAAGAGACUUUCGGCACGCCAGCUCUAGAUACUGACGCCCUUCGCAUCGUCGACCUCUCUGCGAUCAAGCUCGAAGGCCACGAGGACCCGCAUCAGUGGUCCUACUCUUUCAAAUGGAUGACCGUGGCGAUUGUCUCACUCAUGGGGUUCAUCUCGCCCAUGGGCUCUUCUAUCAUCGUCCCAGGCUCCAAGCUUAUCGAUUUGGAGUUCAACCUGGACUCUCGCACCUUAUCCAUCAUACCUGUCAGCACGUAUGUCAUCGGCCUUGCGUUCGGGCCAUUCGUCUUUGCGCCGGCAUCCGAGCUGAUCGGUCGCAAGCCAGUGUACGUCAGCACGAGCAUUGUGUUUGUAAUGUUCAAUAUCGCGACUGCCGUUGCGCCAACCUAUGUUGGCUUAAACAUUCUGCGCCUCUUGGCCGGCGCGUUCGGCAGCACCGGACCGACAUUGGGCAGCGGCUCCAUCGGGGACAUGUUCUCGCCAAAGGAGAGGGGCAAAGCUGUUUCGCUUUACGGCCUUGGUCCGUUACUCGGGCCGGUCGUGGGGAACCUGAUCGGAGGAUUUAUUGUGCAAGGAUCGCUCAGCUGGCGGUGGCUGCUUUGGACGUUAACUAUUUUUUCCGGAAUCAUCUGCCUCAUCGUCACCUUUUGCCUCAACGAAACAUACGGGCCAGUCUUGCUUGCACGCAAGCGCAGUCGCAUCCGCAAGCAAAUGCUCGCCGUUUCCGUCGCACAGUCAUAUGCUGCGACAGGAUCCAACUCUGACGCACCCGCGACCAAAAUUUCGCGAUUCGCGGCAAUCGUCGACAAGUCGAAGCGCGCGGCGCUGAAAUGCAUGCGGCCGUCGGCCGAUGCGAAGGCCAAGUUCAAGCUCGCCAUCACCCGCCCGUGCCGAUUACUGUUCACCAAUCCAAUCUGUGCCAUCUUCAGCGUCUACAUGGGUUUCGUGUACGGCGAAAUUUUCAUCUUCCUCACGCAGCAUCCGCUACUCUUCCAGCGGCGCGACGGUGGGCCAGGCGGACGGGAAGCUGGCCCGCCCGGACUACUGCGUCUGCCGACGUACAAUUGGAGCGCAGGCGCAGCUGGAUUAUCCUAUCUCGGCCUGGGUGUCGGCUUUCUCAGCGCUAUGCUCAUCAACGCCAUGUUCAACGACGUCCUCUACUGCCGACUCGUCGCCAGCAAUGGGCGACUGGGCUGGUACAUUAUCUUCUCGAAUGCACGCGAGAUCGAGGCAAAACUGGCGGCUAAGGAUGCGGCAAAGGCUCUGCAAGCACAAGGCGGUGCUGGUACCGAAGUUCGGGCUCUGGAGGCUGCUGUCUUGCAUCCUGGGGCGCAAGCAGACGCGGUUGCCGCCUCUGAUGAGAAGUUCACGGGGAUAUGUGCAGCGAGCAGAGAGGUCAAACCGAUAGAAGGCGCACCCGUCUGUCCGAGCAUGGCGAAAGAUCCGCUAUCACCGUCCGCCGCCACGGCCCCUAAGAAGGGCAAACCGGAGUACCGCCUGCCGUUCUGCCUGGUUGGGAUGCUCAUCCUCCCCGCGGCUCUGCUCAUGUUUGGCUGGGCAGCGGACCAGCGGCUGCACUGGUCGCUGCCGCUACUGGGCUCGCUGCUGACGGGCAUGUCAACGAUCUUGUGCUUCCAGACGAUCCUGGUCUAUCUCGUCGACGCGUUCGUACCGUACAGCGCGAGCGCGACUGCGUGCUGCGUGCUCGUGCGCAGCCUGCUCGCGGCGGUGUUCCCCCUGUUCGCGGAGAGCCUGUACACCAGCCUGGGUUUCGGGUGGGGGUCGACGCUGCUCGCGCUUGUCGGACUUCUCGGCGUGCCUGUCCCGAUCGUCCUGUUCAGGUUCGGCGAGGCAUUACGGACUCGCUACAAGUUCAACGGUUGA